AUGAGAUUGCCAUAUAGAAAUUCAGAUUUCUAUAAGAAUGGACUGCCAUAUUCAAACUCGUUUAAAGCACAUACUGGCUGUGUCAACGCAGUGACGUUCUCAAAGACAAACGGUAACAGAAUUAUGGCGUCAGGCGGAGAUUGCACUACGGUCUAUCUUUGGGAUCUUUUCCGGGAUUUUGACGGUGCUACACCAAUACAUGCAUUUAGUGGACCUACCAAAAAUAUCUUCACUUUGGAGUUCAAUUGCCAGGAUGACACGCUUUACUGUGGAAGUAACGAUGCAGUUAUCUACAAGUACGAUCUACAAAGUCAAACGAAGGAUGUUUUCGGGAUGAAAAGUCCUGUAUAUAAAGACAAGCUAGAAGAUCUACCAACUUCACCCCCAGACGUUAGACAAACGAGUCAUGCUUCGUCAAUAUCGCAAAUAUCAGCACAUCCGAUACACUCCUCUUUGAUCCUAAGCGCGUCGUCAGACGAUGAACUGCAUAUCACAGACGAACGCGUUAGCAAUUACGACAAUGUUGGUCAUUUUCACACCACAGCUGAAUGGAGGGAUGUCAAAUGGCAUCCUGUCUCUGAACAUUUGUUCGGAUGUUGCGAUAGUCGCGGCGGUGUCUACUUGAAUGACAUCAGGAAAGGGUUUACGGGAUACAACAUCACUAGUGGAUCGUUCUCCGAAUCUGUUGAUCCAUUCGUGGAUGACAUGUCAGUGAUGCAGUAUAACGCCCAAUUAACAAACACACAUGCGUCUAAACGAGUAAAGCUGGACUCUUCUUCUAUUUCAUUCAAUAACACAGGUGAUCUAUUUGGCGUUAUUUACCAGCACUCCUUUCCAACUAUUUACUCACUUAACAAAUCCGAUCCUCUUGCUGUAUUGACAGGAGAUUACUUGCCCUAUGGUGCAAGAGUAUCACCAGGUGAACGUACUUAUAGCACGUCGUGCACAACCAAGCACUGUUCAUUUGAGGGUGACUACUUUGCUACCGGCUCAGAUGAUUUCAGAGGCUACGUUUGGAAGAUACCUCCAAUAUCCAGAUUAUUGGAAGGACGCAGAGAGGUUUCUAACGAAAGCUUACUUGAAGGCUUCGAGAAUGGUUCUUUUGGUCAGUAUCGUUCGGUAUUCUCUAAAUCGAAAGACGAAGAUGUAUGUAUACCGACUAUAGUCAACCGACCAGCCUUUAGACUAGAAGGUCAUGCAAGUAUAGUGAAUUCAGCAAUGAUCCAUCCUACAUUACCAUUGGUAGCAACAUCAGGUGUAGAGAAGAUAAUAAAAAUGCACACACCUACGCCGUUCACAAACAAUCUAGAAGCGAAAGAAACUCCAAAGAGCAGAAAAAUGGGCAACGAAACGCGGAGCUCAAGAAGAGAUUUCUUGAUGGCUUUACUUACGUCACCAUACGAGAAUGAGGAGGGUACUGUAGAAGAAGACCCACUCACUUUAAACUUUUUCGAUAGUUUACUUAGAAGAGAUCAGGAAGUCGACAUUUGGAAUGAGCCAGAUAGCAAUGAUGAGGAGGAUGAAGAGGUCGAUGAACACGAUGAUAUAGAUGAAGAUGACGUCGCUGAUGUGAUGAUGAGAUUUGCGAGAGACAACAGCUUUGGUGAUGGGCAUGAAGAUGAAACUGACGAUGACGACAGUGAUGGACCGAUCGUCAUUACUAAUAAUGAGGAUGAGAUUAGCUCAGACGGAUCUGAGGAAUCGAUUGAUAUUGACGAAGCAUAUCCUGUUUAAAGAGACAUCGAGUUAAUGACUAGCAUGGCAUAAAUAGAUUUCUUGUAUUAUAUAUAACUCAAAUGUACAAAUCAUUCCAUCCAACCAAGACCUACUUCCAGUUGCUUGUUGAAUAUUGGUGAUAGUUCCUCGUCUAGCAUUUGAUUUAAUGAGGAACCAUCCCUUACGUCUAACCAGGUGUUUAGUUUAAUGUCAUACUCGUAUCUACGUGGGCCACUGAAUGGAGAAGACACCCAUAUCUGUCUUGUUGGUGGUUGUUUGUUGAUUACGUAUGUACCGUACUUAUCAAGCGAUAAGGUUAGGACGCCUGAGCUGUAAUCAACUUCUGAUGUCUCUGCUACAUCGAAAGCACCCUCUUCGAGCUCAGACUCGAGUGCUUCUGUGAGAGAAUCGAAAACUUUAUCGCUGAGUUUGUGGAAGGUGUGCAUGUCCAUAUUAUCGACGGCGUUGCUGCUUGUUGAUGUCUGUUGAGCGUAUGAUCUCAAAUCUGUUGGUUUGUAAAUGCUUUUAUUUGGUAUAGAUGCUCUAGUUGCUCUUGUAGAUAAUCCCAGUAAUAAUCUCCUCGUAAACAUGAUGAUCGUAUUUAAAUGAAGAGAUACUUAAUAUCAGCUAAUAGUUAUAGAUAUUCUCUAAAAUAAUCUGAAAUAUAUCACUUGAAUAACAAACAUCAUCAUCUCU
Messenger RNA from Wallemia mellicola CBS 633.66, 2412 nucleotides. RefSeq names its product WD40 repeat-like protein. Gene Ontology annotation, cellular component: cytoplasm; Cul4-RING E3 ubiquitin ligase complex. Gene Ontology annotation, biological process: negative regulation of fatty acid biosynthetic process. Bases 1 to 1734 code for a protein of 577 amino acids. The transcript is spliced from 11 exons. The record is from RefSeq and is a predicted model, not a curated record. Gene Ontology annotation, molecular function: protein binding. NCBI's taxonomy places the organism in Eukaryota, Fungi, Basidiomycota, Wallemiomycetes, Wallemiales, Wallemiaceae.